Ipomoea triloba (trilobed morning glory) is the source of this 2931-nucleotide messenger RNA. RefSeq names its product pentatricopeptide repeat-containing protein At5g66520-like. The coding region runs from base 724 to 2598 and encodes 624 amino acids. Lineage: Eukaryota; Viridiplantae; Streptophyta; Magnoliopsida; Solanales; Convolvulaceae. Gene Ontology annotation, molecular function: zinc ion binding; protein binding; RNA binding. The transcript has 3 exons. Gene Ontology annotation, biological process: RNA modification. The record is from RefSeq and is a predicted model, not a curated record.
AAGUACUCAGUAGUGCCUGAUGUGAGCUUUCCUGCAGGAUUUGCUGUUGCAUAGAAAGUGUUAGAAGAUGAACUCUGGUCUGUUAAGCUGAUCCUUGUCUGAAAUUGAUUUGGCUCAAUAAUUACCUAGUUUGGUUGGAUGAAUUCUCAGGGCCAUGAAUUUGUUGAACUUCAAUUUCUUCUUUUAUCUGAACUGGAAAAGGUUAUGGUACUAUACAUUGGCUUAGAAUAUCCAUCUUCAAGAGAAUCAAUAAUAGUGUAGGGAGUAAAAUGGCUAAAGAUACAAACUUGUAACAUCUGAUGCAGAACCGAUGCGAGAGGGAGAAGAUAUAUGGUGCAAGUCAGCUGAACACUGUGAUUGAUGAGUGGGAGAGCCAUGCUGGUCGAUUAUUGGUCAUGGUGUUGAUGAUGUUGACAAGUUUUUUAAAGCGACUGUUGAAAACAGGUGUUCGACAGAGAUGGAGGGAGGAUUAUUGUGGCAUCAUGUGCAAUGGAUUCUCAGCUAUAAGAGUUGAAUAAGAGCAAAACUAAAACGCUAUGAAUCUUGUUGGGCUUGGAGGUUGCACGGUUUGCCCCUUGUAGUAAUUUAUAUGAAUUUACUGCUACCAAAUAUUAAUGGUGUUAGCUGUCAUUCAUUAGAACUGAGCCUUAAAAUGGCAGCAAAUUAGAAAAAAAACAAAAAAGAAAAAGAAGAGAAAACAGUGAAACAGGGUAUUAAGAUCAUAUGCCCAUGAUGAUUCUUCACACUGUAUCCAACCCUUCACCACCCAAAGCCCCCACCACUGCCUUCAAAUCCAAUGCCUUUCAGGGAGUUGAGUCGUGCUCAACAAUGGCGGAGCUAAAGCAGCUCCAUGCCCAAUUCAUAAAGCUUGGCCUUUCAUGUGACAAUGAUGCCAUGGGCCGAGUCAUCAAGUUCUGUGCCCUAUCUGAAUCUGGAGACUUGAACUAUGCCCUUAAGGUGUUUGAUACACUGCCUGAACCAGAUACCUUCAUAUACAACACCAUUAUCAGAGGGUACUUAAAAGGCCAGUUUCCUGAAAGUUCAGUUCCUUUUUACUCCCAAAUGUUACUGAACUCAGUCAUGCCCAAUAACUUCACUUUCCCUCCGCUAAUUCGCUGCUGUUGCAUCGCCAAUGCGAUUGGAGAAGGAAAGCAGGUACAUGGUCAUGUGAUCAAGUUUGGAUUUGGGUCUGAUGGGUUUUCCCGGAACAAUCUGAUCCAUAUGUAUGUGAAUUUCAACUGCUUGGAAGAAGCUAGGAGGGUGUUUGAUAGGUUGCCGGUGAAAGAUGAUGUUGCGUGUACAACGCUAAUUAGCGGGUAUGCUCAGUGGGGGUAUCUUAAUGAAGCUUUGAGUGUUUUUGGGUCAAUGCCGGAGGAAAAGAACUCUGUCUGUUGGAAUGCUAUGAUCGCAUCAUAUGUCAAGAAUGACCGCUUUUACGAGGCAUUUGCUUUAUUUCAGAGAAUGCGGGCUAAGGGCGUUACAAUUGAUAAAUUUGUUGCGGCAAGUAUUUUAUCGGCUUGUACGGGACUAGGAGCUCUAAAGCAAGGGGAGUGGAUACACGACUACAUCAAGAAAAGCGACAUUUAUGUGGACCCCAAGUUGGCAACGACGAUUAUUGAUAUGUACUGCAAAUGUGGAUGCUUGGAUAAGGCAUUCGAUUUCUUUAAUGGGCUUCCGGUGAAAGGGAUUUCGUCUUGGAAUUGCAUGAUUGGAGGGUUUGCAAUGCACGGCAAAGGAGAGGCAGCAAUUAAGCUUUUGAAGGAAAUGGAAAGGGAGAAGGUAGUUCCCGAUUACAUUACCUUUGUGAAUGUACUGAGUGCUUGUUCUCAUUCGGGUUUGAUUGAAGAAGGGAAACAUUACUUCAAUUAUAUGACCAAAACUUAUGGCAUUGAGGCAGGGAUGGAGCAUUAUGGAUGCUUGGUUGAUAUGCUUGGACGAGCGGGAUUACUAGAGGAAGCCAGGAGAGUAAUCGAGGAAAUGCCUAUUAGCCCAGACGUAGGCGUCCUGGGUGCCCUUCUUGGAGCCUGUAGAAUCCAUAACAACUUGGGUCUCGGUGAAGAUAUCGGGAAGAAAGUAAUCGAGUUGGAGCCUCACAACAGCGGGCGCUACGUGCUGCUAGCCAAUCUAUAUGCCAAUGCUGGUAGAUGGGAAGACGUGGCCAAAGUGCGAAAGCUGAUGAACGACCGAGGAGUGAAGAAGCCCCCGGGCUACUCUAUGGUCGAAUUGGGUGGCGUGGUUGAUGAGUUCAUCGCGGGAGGAAGGACUCAUCCUCAAGCACGAGAGAUAUACGGUAAAGUGCAUGAAAUGCUGGACAGAAUUAGGCUCGAAGGCUACGAAGCCGAAACACAUGAAAUGAGCGAGGAGGAAAGAGAGAAUCCAGUGUACUACCACAGCGAGAAAUUGGCAAUUGGGUAUGGGUUGCUGAAGACCGAAGCGGGGGAAACCAUUCGCAUCACGAAGAAUUUGCGAGUUUGUCAAGACUGUCACCAAGCCAGCAAGUUGAUAUCGAAAGUGUACAAUCGAGAAAUCAUUGUUAGGGACAGGAAUCGAUUCCACCAUUUUAAAGGAGGAGAGUGUUCUUGUAACGACUACUGGUAAAUAUAGAUUUAUAUUGUGCAUUUCCUUGUCCAUAAAACAAAAAAAGAAAAUGACAGUUUUGGUGAUCCAGUUGAGGGUAAAUACUAUUGCAUUUAGGUCCAAAGUUGUGGCAGAAUUGAAUUAGUUCUUGAGGUGACAAAACUGGUAGUUCUUGUGGGUCUCUUGUAUGGAGAAAAUGGCUUCUUGCUUUGGUUUGGAGAUUUGAUGGGCAUUAAUGUGGAUCUUUACAUAUAUGGAUGGCUUCCUCUAGUUCAGGUAACAGUUUAUUGUGGAUAUUCUGGCUGUUGCUAAAAUCAUAUAUUACGUUGCCACUAAUUUAAAGAUUCAAAGUCA